Molecule: messenger RNA, 9504 nt
Organism: Lethenteron reissneri (Far Eastern brook lamprey)
Lineage: Eukaryota; Metazoa; Chordata; Hyperoartia; Petromyzontiformes; Petromyzontidae
Product: RNA polymerase II elongation factor ELL-like
Biological process (GO): transcription elongation by RNA polymerase II; positive regulation of transcription elongation by RNA polymerase II; snRNA transcription by RNA polymerase II
Cellular component (GO): transcription elongation factor complex
Molecular function (GO): cis-regulatory region sequence-specific DNA binding
Source: RefSeq, a predicted model, not a curated record
CCUGUCCGUGCGAGGGGUGGGGGUCCGCAGAGGGCAGUGCGAGUGGCGAGUGGACGAGGUGAGCGAGUGGUGAGUGGAGCGGUCGCGUCACCGCGGACGAUCAGCAACAACAACGACGACGAGGAGGAGGAGGAGGGACGAGGGGGUCGAUGGCGGCGCCGCACAGGGCCAAGCAGCAAGGGAACGAGACGGCGGUGGCCGAGGACGAGUGGACGACGCGGCACGGGGGGGGUGCCGCUCUGCUGCCGGGCGCAGGGGGGGCCCUGCGGCCCGUGGGGCCUGGCUCCAGGCGCUCCGUGCUGCUCGUCAAGCUCACCGACUCGGCGCUGCGGGCCCUGGAGACGCCGCCCGCACAGCGGGGAGCCUCAUCCCCACAGCCAAAGAUCUGUCUGGGAGGAGACAAGGGGUACAUGAAGAUCCCUGUGCCGCUGUCCGAAAGCCCCAGCGGCUUCCGCACCUUCUCCAUCUACCGCUCGCGGGACGGGGCUCAGGGCAGCUUUGACUGUGUGCACCAGCACGUGGACCGGCUGGGCGUGCCGCGGCUGGACUGCGUGGGCACCGUGCAGGAGAAGCUGACGAUCUGCGCCACGGACGACUCGUACCAGACGACGCGCGAGCGCAUGGCGCAGGCCGAGGAGGAGACGCGCAGCCGCGGCGCCAUCGUCAUCAAACCCGGCGGCCCCUUCAACGGCAAGAGAACCGUUCGGAGGUUGCCGCCCGAGUUGAUGGACCUCGCCCCAGGGCGCAAGCGAUCGGCGCCACUCAACCCAGCUAACACCCUGCGCAAGGCCCCGGCCGCCGGCACUAACAGCGCUGCCGCCGCCACAACCGCCGCUGCGCUCCGUCCGGCGUCCCCUGCGGCCGCCGCCGCCGCCUCCUCGGGCCCUGCGGAGGCCCUGCGGCGCCCCAUGCGCGAGCGUGUGGUGCACUUCCUGGCGCUGCGGCCCUGCAAAAAAGCCGAGCUGGUGGCACGGCUAGAGAGGGACGCUGGUGGCGUUGGUGGUGGUGGGCAGUGUGACCGUUCGCAAGUGUUCGCUAUCCUGGAGCAGGUGGCGGCACCAAGGGGCCAGGAUGGCCGGCAGCAACUGAAGGAGGCGGCCUAUGCGGAGGUGCGGCCGGACUGGCCGGGUUACUCGCCGGAGGAGCGACGCGCCGUGCAGGCCCUGCUCUCUCGGAGAGGGACGCAGCAGCAUCCGCCCCCCUUAGGCCUAUCCCACAAUGCACCGCAACCUCGGCUUAGUCCUGCCGCGGAGGCCAGCCGACCACCCAACCACACAGCCCAGAAACGACCAAACGCCUCCGCCGAGGAGGACGCGGAGCCGUCGUUGGGGGGGCAGCAGCAGCAGAAAAUGUCGCAGAACGGCACCAAGAAGCCGCGCGUGUCCCAUCUGACGAGCCGCGUUCCUCCCACCCCCUGCGAUCGCCCGGAACCGCCGCGGCGGGAGAAGGACGAGGGAGUGGCGGCGGCGGCGGCGGUGGCGGUGGCGGCGGCGCCACCGUGCCAGCCCGUGCCCGACACUGCGCGGAGGAAGAUGAAGAAGCGCAGGGAGAAGGAGCGGGAGAGGGAGACGCCAGCGGGCAAGGAGAUGCCGGGGGGCGCGGCGACGACGCAGGGAGACGCGGGGAUGAAGCAGGGAGACGCGGGGACAUCGGAGGAUAGGAUCACGCAGAGGGGCAGAGAGAGGCAGAUGGACACAGGGAUGCAGAUGGACAGGGGCAUGCAGAGGGACAGGGGGAUGCAGAGAGACAGAGAGACACAGGGACACAGGGAUAUGCAGAGGGACAAAGAGGUGCAAAGGGACAAGGAUGCGCAGAUCGAAAAAGAAAUGCAGAUGAUGAGGGCGGCGCAGAGAGACAAGGAGCUGCUGACAAAGAGGGUCACGGAGACCCAGAGAGAGAGGGAGACAAGUAAAGACGUGGAAACACAGAGAAACAUAGAGACAAAUCGAGACCAGGAGACACAGAGGGAAACCGUGGCACAGAGGGAAGGGAGAAACACAGAAGAUAGAGAGGCACAGAGGGAGAGUGACCGGGAGAGAGAACGGAACAGGGAGAGACAGAGAGAUAGGGAUCAAGAGAGGCAGCGGCAGAGACUCCGCGACUUGGAGAGAGACAAACAGAGGGAGAGGGACCGGGAGAGGGCGAGGCAGGAGGAGAAAAACAAACAGCAAGAGAGGGAGAGGCAGGAGGAGAGAGACAAGCAGCGAGAGAGGGAGAGGCAGGCGGAGAGAGACAAGCAGAGAGAGAGGGAUAGGGAGAGGCAGGCGGAGAGAGACAAGCAGCAGGAGAGGGAGAGGCAGGCGGAGAGAGACAAGCAGCAAGAGAGGGAGAGGCAGGCGGAGAGAGACAAGCAGCAAGAGAGGGAGAGGCAGGCGGAGAGAGACAAGCAGCAAGAGAGGGAGAGGCAGGAGGAGAGAGACAAGCAGCAAGAGCGGGAGAGGCAGGAGGAGAGAGACAAACAGAGAGAGCGAGAGAGGCAGGAGGAGAUGGAAAAGAGGAGGGAGCAAGAAAACUCAAAAGCCGUGACGGAGCCUGCAGAGGAGAUGGAAGUGGAUUCGCAAGGAGUGUCUGAGGAAGAGAUGCAGUACAAGAAGUUCAAAAUGGACGCCAGAGAAGCAGACAAACCGGAGCUGAUACCAGAACGUGCCUCUAGCGCGGCGAGCAACCCGGACUACAAACUGGAUUACGUGCCGAUCGUGACGCCGGAGCAGAGGGAGCGCUACAAGGCCGACUUCAGCAGCGAGUUCUCCGAGUACCGGCGGCUGCACCGGCGCAUCGACACCGUGAAGCGGCGCUUCGAGCAGCUGCAGCACAAGAUGCACGCCCUCGCCCCGGACUCGAGGGAGCAGCAGGUCAUCCGGAAGCAGGUGGUGCAGGAGUACAGCAAAGUGAAGAAGACCAACCCCGAUUACCAGCAAGAGAAGCGACGCUGCGAGUACCUGCACUCCAAGCUGGCGCACAUCAAGCAACUCAUCACGGACUACGACCAGUCCUCGUAGCCGAGCCACCGCCCGCGGAUAGCGUCUCUCUCCUGCUCGUGCCACCAGCAAGUGACCACCGGCCACGCCACCACCACCACUUCCUCCUCACCUACAGCACCACCAAUCAACCCCAAUCUGUCAGCCACACGGCCACCACUACAAACACAACCACGUGUCCACCAGCGCCAGCAUCAACACCAGCCACUUACCUACGUAUGUAUGUUGAACUGUACGUAGUGAACCGUGCUUAUCGGAGAUGCGGUGGUGGUGUGCGCCGAUGAGAUAUCGCGACCUGAUGUGCGGAUGUCCCUGCAAGUAACAUCGAGCUGAGUGGUGGUGUUUAAUCGAUUGUAUGCGUGUGUGCUAAUGCGAGUAUGUAAGCGAGGAAACUCCCACGCUCUCAAACCGCCGAGUCUUAAAUCUCUGCCAUUCACCGGCAAACCUUAGCCAUUCCCGUUAACCGACAACUCUUGAGCAAGCUUCACAAACUAUAUUUUUGUCCCACUACACUAAGAAAAGACACGUUUACACGUGUUUGUCUCCCCUGUAUUGUUGUCAAUCUCGCCAGAUGCAGCCGCGUAAUUAGCGCCUGCGCAUCGGCCAUUAUCGCAAACCCCUUCGUGCGUGCGCCAGGGGCGGCGUUUUUCUUUUCCCAACGCGGUGUCGCCGUUUUGUUUCCGCGCGAAAGACAAAAGAGGUUGUAGAACAAUCGAAGCGGUCACGGGGUGGCGACGCGGCAGGCCGGCGACUCGGCCCCCUUUCGCGCGGGGCGAAAUCCGCAGCGUGAAAAUAAGUUCGCGGGUCGUGCCGCGCGGCUCCCUCCAUUUCGGCACGAAGCUCCGCACACUUUCUUGAGCGUUUCGCUCCCUGAAGAAGAAGAAGAGGCUCCCAGCGCCCGGAGGCGAAACGUCGGACAUCGUCCCAGCCCGUAUCGGGGCACGGCCGAUUUAAAUCAAACUUACGCCAUUGCUUUUCGACUGCCAAGGCCACAGGAGGUGGAAUGUGACCGGCGACUUCCGGGUUGCGAGCCGCAGCAUUGCUGCCGACCAUUACACCACCAACGUGGCAGCUCCCUUCGUUUCCCUGUUAAAAGUGUCAAAGGUUUUAGGCUCAUCAGUUGAGAUAUCUCCUGUAAGUUCGACUUAAACCGGUUUACACUGCGUUAUCUCCCGCGGUCAUCGCAAGUAUUCGCCGUGCCCUCGAGAGCUGGCAGAAUGUUUCCGCCGAUUCUUGCGGUCAGUUGGGUGGUCCGUGCCAAGCCAGGGUGGGGCUUGAGGGGGAGGAGGAGUGAGUAGAAGGGAAGGAAGUGGGGGGGGGGAACAGGGUGUGUGGGCAUCGAUGAGUGGUGCCGGUACCUCCUCGCUCGGCUCCCCCCCCACCGACCGACCCCCCCCCUGCUGCUCCCCUCACCUCUCACCCCACAGAGAAGCUCACCACCACCAUCACGGCUGGCUCAAUCACGAUUAACCAAUCGGGCGGCGCCAAUUACUUUAUUAUUUUGUUUACAGAGGAAAGCGUCACCGAGUCUCAUGACUCUUUUUCAGCGGGUUCCUGUCCACGUUCUCACUGUAGGGGCAGGUGGGGUGUUGGCAGCGGUGUGAAUUUUGGCAAAUUUGGCAUCGUUGGGGGGGGGGGUGUAUCCAGAACGAACGCCCGCCGUCAUUAUUAACUCGACCGCGGUAAUAGCCAGGGUGGCCCACUGAAGCCGAACUGCCAACCUCCGCAGCAAGCACCGCUCGAACCGUCGGUCCUCCACCACCCCCCACCCCCAUCUUGACAACCUUCACAAACCGGCACUGACCCGCGUGGUGAAGUGCUGUCGUCUUGCACGGUCUGCCAUCGCGACACCAUCGCAAGAGGUGGCGGCAGCAUGAUGGGGGGGUGGGGGUUGGUCGGCAUUCAACCAGCAGUGGAUAAACAAAGGGCUUUAAGUUAUUAUUUCGAUGACUCUGUGUUUCGAGCCAACCUGACACUCGUUUGACGUGUGUACUGUACGAGGUCGGCCUUGCGAGAGAGACUUGUGUCACAAGAGAAGCUUCUGCAUUUGCCUGAUGAAACUACUACCUAGAGCGCGCGCGUCCUGCUGCCACGUGCACGCCAACACACACACGCUCUGAACACUGCGCGCAUGUGUAUGUAUGUGCAAAUGUGCACACACUCGCAAUGCUGUGUGUGUACGCGUAACACUGCAUGUGUGUGUCUACAUGGGCACAUAUGCACACUCGUAACACUGUGCGCGUGUGUGUAUGUGCACACACUCGCAGUGUUAAGAGUGUGUGUACAUGUGUAUACGUACACACAUAACACUGCAUGUGCGUGUACAUGUCCAAAGACAAAAUAUUCCCCGUAUAGCCUUCAGAUAGCAGGCUGCUGGGGCAAGUGCUGUUAGCGAGCGCCUAUUUAGGUGUAUUCACGCGCACACACAUUUGCACACAUGUAACAUUGCGCGUGUACGUACGCGCACGCGAACAACUACAGCAUACCAAGUACUGUAUCCGAGUCUGUGUUACGUCGCCUACGACAGUAUAUAUAUGCAUAAAGACAGUAUAUAUAUAUAUUUUAUUAACUUUUUUGGACUACAACGAAUGGUGCCUUCGCACGGUGCACUUUCCAGCGAGGUGGAACUGAGACCCCCACGAAUUCUGGGGGGCCACGGUUGGAUUCUCCGGGUGAGGUGACUCGCGAGAGCCGGUUGCCUAUCCUCCUCCUCCUCACUUGGUCCGGGUCGCCCCCCUUCACUCAACCACCCCCCCCCCCCCCCCCAGGAAACCCGGUCCUUCACCGCUCCUACAGUCAGCGCCACAGCAGCCGUCCGGCUCUGUGUAACCCCCCCCCCCCCCCCCUGGACAGCCACUGCAUUGCCCCUCGCGCGUAGGUCGUAGCCCCCCGGCGACGGUCGGAGAAAGUUGCCGAUGUUGGCGGUGGAACGUUUGAAUGUUUAAACUAAAAUUCAAUGGGUGCCAAUUUCCCCCCAUCCCCCCCCCCCCCCCCCCCACUUCGACUGUGCGAUCGGAGCGAGUGUGAUUUAUUUAAAGAAUAUGAAUCGAAUCAUGAAAUGCGAUGAGCCCUUCUGCCUUGUAGCUGCGCACGAGCCCUGCGUGUGUUCCCGGGGGGGGGGGGGGGGGGGUGACCUAGCCCUGACGUCAGCGGAUCGCCUUUGUUUCAUGAAUAAUAAUGAACGAGGGAAUGAAUGUAAUGAGUUUAUUUUUUUUUCCACGGGGAAGGUUGCAAUAGGUACAACGAGAAGUCGUGCAGCUGCUUCUGGGAGGACUUGCUGCAGCGCUUUGUGAGUGAUAACGUGGACAGAGACAGAAGGAAGGCAACGGUCGUGUUUGAGGAAGGAUAAUGGGCCGGCAUGUGGAGACUUUCAUAAUUGAAGCAUCGCAGCGCUUGCUUGGGCACGGGGGGAGCUCGAGGGAAAUGCGCAGCUACAAGAUAAGAGCCGCUCGAUGUUGGGAUUGUGUGUAACUUUAAUAAGAGAUCUAAAGUGUAACAAAUAUAUGCGUGUGUGUGUGUGAGAGUGUCUGCCCGGUGAGCAGUAGUUUAGCGGUUAGCGCGCUGCACUACGAACCCGGCCACCCGAGUUCGAUUGCCGCUCAUGGCCAACACCACCAGUGACGAUCAUUUGAACCGGUCCUGGGCCACCCCGAGGUCGACUCCGCCUCAAAUGAGUACCUGGUGCGGUGUUUAAAUAUCGCCACUGGGGAGACAAAGGCGGUCGGGCGUGGUGCUAGCCACCCACCCCCUCUUACGCCGUUCUGGCCUUCACAGGUGCUCGCUAACAGCACUUGCCCCUACAGUCUGUUAAGGCUGUGCGGGGGAUCUUUGUCUGUCCCAUGACCUGUCGGCGAGCCUUCGACACUUUCACGUGGCCUCAAAGUUGCACCUGGCCUGGCACACAGGCACUGUGGUCACGGCACCGUCACUUAGUGGCGGGAUGGGGCCAGGGUAUUGGUGACCUGAAGGAGGAGGAACAAUUAGCAGCAGAAGAUGCUUGAUGCAUCACCCAGUGUUAGAAUUCGCAGGAACACGAAAAUACAACUGCUCAUUGCUGUAUGAGGUGUGUGCUUGAGCGUGUACGUGUCUAUUUUUGGGAGGAAUUGCGACAAAAAAGCUGUACAAAAUGUUUGGAGGGUGGGAGAUCGUGAUGCUGAUGAUGCCGGCGAUGACGACUAAGAUAAUUAUAUUUUUGAUUCGGCUCUAUCGCCGUGCAUGUGAAGAGUGGCGAAUGUACGCGUCGGUUCUCGUCGUCGUCGUCAUUAUUGGUGGCAGCGGUGCGGAUGUAACGGAUUGCUGAUCGUCGUCGUCGUCCUACGCUUCUCGCCCUUGGGACGAUUGCCGUCGACUCUUCUCGGUGUGACUUCUGAACGAAUCGUCCGUUUUUCCCUCAUUGAUGUGUCCUUGCCCGGUGGCGUUUCGUUUGAAAUCCGCUCGGUUUGAAGGAGGGGGCCGGGUUUAAGAGUCCCUGCAAUCUACUUUGCCCGUGCGUGCCACCGCCGCUUUUGGAAAGAGACCACCUGACAACAAGAGGCAGCUCCAGAGAGCACCUCUCGUGAGAAUGCUCUCGGGAGAGGGCAAGAACAAUUGGCAUCUUUGAGAGGUUCUUGGUGGCACUCUGAUUGCAUUGCUCAAUUAAAACUAUUUACGAAGCUAUUUUACCAGGUAAGGCCCAUCGCUGAGCUAUAUAGUAGCUCUUUUUCAGAAGCGACCUACCCACAAAUGAUAGCCCAACGAAGUGGCUUAUCGCGUGGAUAUGUAUUGCAGCCAAAUACUCUAAACGCGUAAUGUUGAUUCUAAAUGUGGAGGGAAAAACCGGAGGACCCGGAGAAAAAUCCACGUGACCACAGGGAGAGUGAGACACGCAAACUCCAAAUAUAAAAGUAUCAGGGUCGGGAUAAAACCCACGACCUCCUGUAUACCAGGCGAAGUAGUUAACAUUUCACCAUCGUGGCGCAUCUGGGCAAACUCAAGCUGUCAUCUCGGCAGACUUGUCAUGAAUUUAUCUCUAGUUGACGUUCUGUCACUGAAGCGCCUGCCUAUCGCUCCUUCUUAAUGGGGCCUCCUGAAUUGGAGUCUCCUUCGAUGGGAGGAGCUGUGAUAUUUGAUAUUCACCAGCGAGUCUUCCAACGUGGAUUUUCAAUUCGACGGAUGAGUUUCACCGUCUCCAAAUCCUCAGCCGCCGCCUCGUAAUCGUGUCCCUCGUAAUCAUGUCCCACGGCAUCGAGUUUUCGCAAUCCGAGUGGUGGAUGUUGACUCCUCCAUCACUGCACCACGAAGGGUAAGCAGCGGCAACUGGCUUAGGGUGGAGGAGGCCUUCAUCCAGCAGUGGAUUUAUCCUGGUGGCUGAUUGUGGGGCUGCCGCCGCUGAUGAUGAUAAUGACGACGAUGUAAUUGUCAUCGUGACUGCCGUGUGAAUGUUCUGAUACAUGAAAUGUAUUUCCUGGGUCCGUCUGCUCAAUGGGAGCCGUGAGCUUGGGGCGUCUCGAGGCCUCCUCCCCACACGGCUGCUCAAUGGGAUUCUUCUCCCAUGGCGAGACUCGGAGUCGAGUCCUCUCUGUGAACCCCACGCGUGGCGAGCCUUCGCCCACGGCAUCUCCUCUCCCACCUGUGUCAAUCCCCGAGGUGGUAUUCUUAUUUCCCUCUCUUUCUCUUCCUAUUUGUCCCAAAUUGCCCCAUCGUUCCUGGCCCCUUUGUUUUCAUUGUUCUGAGUUUUCCCAUUGUUCCUGCUGUUUUUGUUCUUUGUCCCAUUGUUGUCAGUCUUAUUGUUCCUACCAUCUCCAUUGUCGUUAUCUCCUCUGUCCCCGAUUCCCUUGUUACGGUACUGAUCUUCUCUUAUGUUCUUGUGCUUCUGUCUGCCCCGUUGUUCUCGUGGUGACUCCAUUGUCCCGUUAUUCUCAUUGCGCUCAGUUCCAUUGUUCCCGCAGUCGUUCCCACCAACUGUUGUCUCACUUUUGUUUCUCCAAUUUUGUCCGUGCCGUGUUGGGGGGGGGGAGGGGGGAGCGGUGGUGCAGCGGUUAGCGCGCUGCACUACAAACCCGUCGACACGAAUUCGAUUCCCGCUCACGGCCAACACCGGUGACGAUUAUCUGCACUGGUCUUGGGCCUCUCCAAGGUCGACUCAGCCUCAAAUGAGUACCUGGUGCGGUGUGCAAACAUCGUCACUGGGGAGACAAAGGUGGUGCUCGCUAACAGCACUUGUCCCAACAGUCUGUUAAGGCUAUACAGGGGAUCUUUGUCUUUGCGGGGAGGGGGGGUGGACUGCGAUGUGCCUGGGUGGACCCUGGAAACUGGUCACCGCGAUGAUUGUCGUUCUGUUGUUGUGUUCUCGUUUUGUUUGAUGUUUAUGUUAAGUCUUUCGGUGUCGCGUUGCGUGCUGAGAUCAUUUGCGCCGCGCGUCAAAAGCAAAGAAAUAAAAAUUCAAAUUGCACACGUGGGGAAAAAACACGCACGUGUAAGAUGAUUCGUCAUCACUGUGGUGCCGGAUACAACACUGGGUCAAGGCCGUAAUUAUUAUUAUAUAUUG